AUGGAUAGAAAGUGCAAGCUCAAGGUUGCCGAGCUGGGCGAGACUUAUGACACCCACGCCGGGCAUAUCGAACAAGUCACGACAGUCUUCCGCACCUGGAAACCGGCGUGCCUGGGCAUGUUUACCAACAACGAUCCUGAUCGUCUGUUUGUGCAAUGGAGCAUGGACCCAGACAAUGCCAACAGCAAACAGGACUGCAAGAAUGCGCGCUAUGUCAUCCCAGACAAGUCUCCGCAAGUCUUUGAUAGGUGUUGCGAGAGAAUCUCAGAACACUCCACAAAACUUCAGAACACUCUACCAAACCUCAGAACGCUCUACCAAAUCCCAGAACACUCCAUCAAUAUGUGUGUGUUUGAGCUCUGCGUGGAACGAUGCCUCUGCAAAGACCGCAAGUGCAAGCUCAAGGUCACUGAACUAGGUGAAAAUGAGAAUACCUACCGAGGACAUAUCGUGAAGGUAAUAACAUGCUUCCGCAAGGGUCCGACGUGCAUGGGCAUGUUUACCAACACCAGCCAUGACCGUCCCUCGUGA
Molecule: messenger RNA, 531 nt
Organism: Akanthomyces muscarius
Lineage: Eukaryota; Fungi; Ascomycota; Sordariomycetes; Hypocreales; Cordycipitaceae
Exons: 2
Coding region: 1-531 (176 amino acids)
Source: RefSeq, a predicted model, not a curated record